Callorhinchus milii (elephant shark) is the source of this 2627-nucleotide messenger RNA. RefSeq names its product Rab interacting lysosomal protein-like 1 (gene rilpl1). The transcript has 8 exons. Bases 72 to 1355 code for a protein of 427 amino acids. Gene Ontology annotation, molecular function: protein dimerization activity. Gene Ontology annotation, biological process: cilium assembly. The record is from RefSeq and is a predicted model, not a curated record. Gene Ontology annotation, cellular component: ciliary basal body; cytoplasm. Lineage: Eukaryota; Metazoa; Chordata; Chondrichthyes; Chimaeriformes; Callorhinchidae.
GGGGUAGAGAGGCAGAGCCCGUGAGGGCUGGUGCCUGUCUCUGGCUGUGGGCGCUGCCGCUGCCCGGGACCAUGGAGGCCGACGCGGGGCCGGGCCCGGGCCCGGAGCUGCCGCCGGGGAAGGCGGCGGAGGAGCUGACGGUGACCGACGUCUACGAGCUGGCGGCGGGGCUGGGGCAGGAGCUGGAGCGGCUGGUGGAGGCGGUGGGCGGCCAGGCCGUGGCCGGGCUGGUGCCCCGCCUGGUGCGGGUGCUGGAGCUGCUCGAGGCGCUGGUCACCCGCCAGCAGAGCCACUCCCAGCCCGAGGCCCAGGCCCAGCGCCUGCGGCUCGAGCUCGAGCUGGAGCGGCUCCGCCUGGACAGGGCCAACCGCGCCCAACAGGACAGCCAACACAAGCAGGAGCUGGAGCUGAUGGAGGAUGUUUGGCGGGGAGAGGCACAGGACCUGUUGACACAGAUCGCUCAGCUACAGGAGGAGAACAAGGCGCUGGUGGACAACCUGUCCCCAAAGAGCCUCACCAUCACGCAGGAGGAGAUCCUGCGGCAGGAGGCCGGAAUGUCGGAGCGGGAGCGGCAGGUGAUGAAGAAGCUGAAGGAGGUGGUGGAUAAACAACGGGAUGAGCUCCGGGCCAAGGACCGGGAACUAACACUGAAAAAUCAGGACGUGGAGGCAUUGCAGCAGCAGCUGAACCGCCUGAUGAAAAUAAACCACGACCUGCGGCACAAGGUGACGGUGAUGGACGCCCAGGGCCGGGCGCUGAUCGAACAGAAGGCGGAGCUCGAGGCUUUGCUCCAGACCAGGGAGCAGGAGACUGGGAAACUCCGGGCUGAGGCCGGCAAAAGCCGGGAUAAAUCACCCCGGCAACCGGCACACAACCAGGAGGAGAAGGGAAAGGUGAACAAGCUGCUGUUCUUCCCCUCCUUUGAGGAUGAUAGAAGGGAGUAUUUCCUGGCCGAAGCCCUGAGUGAGGAGGAUUUUCUGGACUCGGAGCCGGUGGUUGUGGACGUGAACGAUACGAGCCGCCCCCGCUUCACGCUCCAGGAACUGCGAGACGUGCUGCACGAGAGGAACGAGCUGAAGGCCAAGGUCUUCGUGCUACAGGAGGAACUGGCUUACUACAAGAGCGAGGAGGCCGAGGAGGAGAAUGCACCGUUCUCACCUCCGUCACCUGCACUCCAACAGAAACCCGCAGCCCAGCCUGAGUCCAGCAUCAGGCGAUUGUUUAGUUUAUUUUCGCGGGAUAAACGUGCGGAGAGCCGCCUCCGACUGCAGGGCUCAGCUGGGACUUGGGACGUUUUUGACCACCGGGAAGGCACGCCGCCUGAACAGGGAGAAGAAGCUCUCAAGGACUUAUAACUCUAGCUGCUCUCGAGCAUCCGAAUGGACUUUUUUUUUGGGGGGGGUUUAAGGAAAAUCUCUAGUGUUACAAAUGCUGCUUUGUUGUGAAGCUAAUUGGAGGUGGAUCUGAUUUACCUGAACACAAAACAUUUAGCGUCGACGUCCAGGUAAAUGCUAACAUGGCCUUGAAAGGCGAGCUAUUUGCAGUGUUAACUAUCGUAUUCUAACUUCUAACCUUUUGUUUUGGAAAAGGUCAAUGAAAGUGAUGGUGUGGCAGUGUUACUAUUGUAACAGUAUUAUUUUUUUAAACUUUCAUAACUAUAACCUGCCACAUUGCAUACAAUUUGCUGAGUCUCAUUGGUGGUGAAGUGCAAUUUACACGAAUGCUACAUUUAUAUUUUUUAAAAAAUCACUCCACAAACGAGUGUCUUGGUUGGGUGAGUGGGAGAAAUGCACACAAUGCUUUCUGAGGAGUUGCAGGCUCUCGUUCUCCAGUGUAUCUGGAGACGCCCGGCUUCUGAAUGAGAGCUCCGGACUAUAAGAGGGGAAGAGGAUCCUGCAGGUGCGUAGAAUGCUGGUCGCGGCUGAUUUGGAAUGCAGCGUUCAGUUUUGUUGUGCCCGAGGACUUCCAAAGCUUUGGAAAGUGUCGAGUGAUAAUUCACUAGAUUAAUAUAGCUCCCCCCGUUUUUAACCAUCGGCAGAGUGCUGCUUUGCUAGUAAGAUGGUACCCUCUCAGGGUUUGGGGGUACAGAACGGUGUAGACUAGCCCGCUUCCAGUUCUUAAAUGAUUUGUGGGUGUUAUCUAGUCUCCCUCCGCGCAGGGCUGUUGUCAGCUUGGAAACUAUUUGUUGACAGAGGGUGGUGAGAAUGAGGAACACCCUGGCCCAGGCUGAGAACUGAUUGUGAUGCUUAAAAAAGAUUUGAUAGACAGGAUAUAGCUCAAACAGCUUAUGUAGAAAGAUAUCAAACUACAGCCCCCACAGUACUGGAGUCAGCUAAGAUUGUCGGCUCAUGUUGAACACACAACUUUUGACCCAGAGGCAAGAACCCAUGGCAAGCUGAUGCCUGGACUGACCUGAUAACAUGAACAAUUAUUGUAGAAUUGGCAACACCAAUUGAUGUGUUCACUGAGAUCAGUACUGAGGACUGCUUCUCAUUGUUGUGAAAGCUGCAGCUUUAAAUUGUGUGCCUUUUAACAAUUAUAGAUGCAAUGUAAAAGUACCAUCAUGGGAAUUGUAAGUACAGUAUUAACUACAGAAUUAUGGCUGAAUAAAAUAGGUAUACUCUUUA